GUUAGGUGUCAAUGACCUUUAGUUCAGUGAUCACAGAUCAGCAUAGAAGAGUAGAAACGGAUUGUGGAAGAACAGUUAGAUACGCAAUUCUCCCAUAUUAAUAAUGGAUUUCAAGUAGUGAAACUUAAUGACAAGCUAUUAAAUUUAUUAAAAUGAGUGCCUAAAAGAAACAUUGUGGAUUUGUUAAAAAAUUUCAUUCAUAAUUCUUUACUUUGCGAAGUAUCAACAAAUAACAGAUUAAAAGAGAGAGAUUGUAUUGGGCAAAUUUACAACACUUGGAUGACCCUACUUCAAAAGGUUGUCUUAUGUACCUUACCACCCCCUAGUGGGACAGUCUAGGUCAGAAGCCUCCGGUUAUUCUUCGGGAGGCUCUUAUGUAUCCAAUCAACUCUUUGAAUUCCAUGCCUGCAGGAUUGUUGGAUUAUUUUCCUGAAGCUAAAGGCGAUGGACUCCGAGUGACGUGGGCUCGUGGCACAAACAGCAAACAACGACUAGCCAAUGGACUUAGAAGUCCAGCUAGCCUCGUGGAAGGUGAUGUGAGUAUGUCUUGCAAUAGCAGGUAUCCAGUACCCAUUAUGUCACAGUCAGCUUCUGUACCUAGUGAUCUAUUACUCGAGGAAUGGCUGCAAGAAGUACUUCGGUAUAACAACAAGGGAAUCCAACUGGAUUUUCAGUCCACGGAGGUGGUUGAGCCAGCAUGUCGAGUUUUGGCAAGAGUGGCUGAUCAUCUACGUGGUCCGAUUAUUCUGAAUGCUGAUAUUCAACUCGGACCCCACAGCUCUUCGAAUGUGCCAGUGGACUCAUGGACGUUCCUCACUCUAUGCCGAACUCGAUUUCCGCGGUCAAUCAUAUCUAUUGGGUGGACAACAGAUAUAUUGCCAUCUACCUAUCUUAAAAUAGGGUAUACCCGAGAACAUGUUGAUCGGAUGAUAGCUUUGGUGAAAGAGUACACACUGAUGCAGCCUGUUAUGUUUCCUGUCCAUGCAUCGCUCCUCAAGUAUUCUAUACCAGAAAUGCAGAGAUUGUUAUUUCAAGUUCCUAAUAGCUCGCUCUGUGUCUGGUCUACUAAAGCCAAUCCCAUCGAGUCCAUAGACGAGUUGCUGGCCAUCCGGAAAUCCUUCAACAUAGGGCAGGUUUUCUACAAACUGCCGGACGAGCAGUUAGAAUGCUUCUUCUCCAACACUUAAAGGAAUUCAGUCUGUUUUUACAUCCACAAAACCUUAUUGACAUUGUUUUAUAAAUGACUCUCAUAUUUAAUAGAGUUCGAUUUAUGUGUUUUGAGUCUUCGGUAACACUAGAAAGACGGAAGGAGGCAAAAUUGUCACUUUUCAAGCUUUUGUGGAAUUCACAAAUAUUGAUAGACUUUUCCUUUUUGAUUAUUAGGUGUAUUAACAUACAGGGUUAUUCAUAAUUCCCUCCGCCAGUAAACGGCAUUUUUCUUUACUACAACUGGCUUCAGUGGUACAUGUUACUGCCAUCUACCGGCAACUGCUUAAAUUAAAAC
Messenger RNA from Parasteatoda tepidariorum (common house spider), 1504 nucleotides. Its product is annotated as protein FAM151B-like. Lineage: Eukaryota; Metazoa; Arthropoda; Arachnida; Araneae; Theridiidae. The record is from RefSeq and is a predicted model, not a curated record.